This is a messenger RNA of Cuscuta campestris, 1420 nucleotides long. The record is from the annotation of a GenBank genome assembly. NCBI's taxonomy places the organism in Eukaryota, Viridiplantae, Streptophyta, Magnoliopsida, Solanales, Convolvulaceae.
CCCGUGUGUGUUGGACCCACUCUUGUGAAGUGGUCCCACGUGUUUGUUCAUGUCGAAAAAUUAACCUUUCGGAUUCACAUCAUCCCUUCCUUCUUCGAAAAUAUUCGCCCUCGAUUCUGUAAGCUCAUUGAAUGGGAUGCCGGGAAUGCUUUCUGUUUCCAGUGCAUCUUACUCUUCCUCAAAUGCAACAUCUUCAUGUACGUCAGCUUCAACCUCUCUUGUUCUCGGAGAUUGAACGCCCGAAGUUGUUCAACCAUUUCCCGGCCGAUUUCGUCGCGGGAAGAAGCGGAAACAGAGCCAGACCCUCCCGAACCCGAGGCAAUGGAUUUUGCCUUCUUUUUUCUGAUCAGCCGUGGAAUGGGGUCCUCGUCAUCGGAAUCCGCAACGUUGAAGGGAGGGAUUUGAUCGGUCGAACUGAUAGUCUCGUCGACCUCAACAUCGGCGUCGACGGAGGAUCUUUUUCGGAACGAUCCGCCGUCGGGAUUGUUGAGUUGUUUCCACUUCGAGGAAUGGCUCAAAAUCCUCCAAAGAUCGAUGGGCACCUUGCCUUGGUGCCCGUCGUUUUGAUACUGGGCCGUGGCAAGCCGGAGAACAUCGGCGUCGUUCGUCCCGCUUCUCCGGGAUCGAGAGCAUUCCUCGUAAACUUUGAUAAACCUUCAGACUUUACGGUUGAUGUGGCUCCAUUUGGAAGUGAGUUGGUCCCGGGUUCGGUAGGAGCCGUCCUUGUUCAUCGCCGUGAAGAACUUCUCCUCGAUACGAUCCCACAUCGCAUCCUUCGUUUGCUCCGAACCUUUAAAAAAGAGAAGACAGUAAAGGGAAUUAUGGCAGCGCUGUCUAAUAUGUACGAGAAGCCAUCUGCACCGAAUAAGCGGUUACCAGUUCAGUGGGGCCUGAUGGAUUCACUUUCGAGUAGAUUUGUCAUCUCGUUCUUGGCGAGGAUGUCAGAAGAAAGAGUUCUGGGGAGUCAUCUGGUGAAUUGUUACAUGUUGGCAGAGAAUCUGGUUAUUGGGGACUUUGGAAAGGUGCGACUAGCAGACGAUAGACCUCUUGAUGUGACAGGCAUGGGUGACAUGGUAUUGCAGGCCCCAGUCGAUUUCUGGACUUUGAAGGAUGUCACAAUGAUUACAGCUUUGAAGAAAAAGUUUAAUUUCUGUCAGGCAGUUGGACGAACAAGGACACGAGGUGAAGUUCAGAGAUGGGUAGUGGAAGGUUGUAAAGGGAAAUCUUGUCAUGGCUCAUGGAAGAAAGAGAGGUUCACGGUAUAUGGUCGAGUUACCAUCUGAGGGAGUGACCGUCCAAGUUUAGAGAAAUAAAGUCAAGUUCACAGAGUCUCGUGGGCAGAGGAAGGUUGUCUAUGCAAGGAAGAAACCCAUAGCCACAGGUCAGACUAAGGAUAAAUAAGCGAGAAAAGGUUCAAGGA